Pogonomyrmex barbatus (red harvester ant) is the source of this 3216-nucleotide messenger RNA. RefSeq names its product polynucleotide 5'-hydroxyl-kinase NOL9. Gene Ontology annotation, molecular function: polynucleotide 5'-hydroxyl-kinase activity. Gene Ontology annotation, cellular component: nucleus. NCBI's taxonomy places the organism in Eukaryota, Metazoa, Arthropoda, Insecta, Hymenoptera, Formicidae. The record is from RefSeq and is a predicted model, not a curated record. Gene Ontology annotation, biological process: cleavage in ITS2 between 5.8S rRNA and LSU-rRNA of tricistronic rRNA transcript (SSU-rRNA, 5.8S rRNA, LSU-rRNA).
AAGGCUUAAAUCACCUAUUGCAGACCGGAACUUAUAUGUAUAUCGAUGGUUCUACUUACGCUCUCAGAAUUACUUUGUGUUCAUCAAAUAUUAGUAAAAACAAAUGAUGAUCACGAGUGUUACGAUCGUUAAAAGUGAAACGCAGCCAGAAUCAAAGGUAUGGAUAUAAUGUCCAGAUUCCAUGCUGGUAUAGUCGUAUGAGAUCGAAACAUUUAUAAAAAAUCUGUAUUUACAAGUAGUUAUAUAUUUUUGCUUACUGAUAUUCUUGUUUACUGAUUUUGAUUAACAAUGAAAGUAAAACAUAAUAAGACAAAGGAAGAAAAUCCUAGAUAUAUACCGUUAGAUAUAAGAAAAGUGAAAAUACGGAAAAUACAGAAAAAGACAAUAAAACCUGCUUGCAAAGAUACCACUAUGAACUUGGUGAAUGACACAUGUGCCAAAAAUAUAGAGAAUAUUUCUUCAUCGAGCAAUCCAGUUUUCAAAGAGAGCAUUUCCAAAGAAAAAAUAGCUAUACAACAAGUUAAUCUCAAGCAUAAAAAAGAAUAUUCUGAUAAAGAAAUUGAUAGUGAAACAUUUUAUCUUAAAAAAAUAAAUGAUUCCAUUAAAUGUACUCUUGACCAACAAAUGGAAACACAAAUAGGUGAUAGUUGGAAAUUGAUUCCUGAAGAAGAGAUACAAGAUGAUGAUUGGCGUCAGGUAAUUGUCAAAGAACAAAAACAUUUAGAUACACCAAUUGAAAUUUCAGAUAGUGACAGUUUGGUAAAUUUUCCACAAAUAGUUGAAGAUAAUCAAAAGACAGGAUUAGAUAAGAAUCACAAAACAACUUGUGAUGACAUUUUAACGUUAAAUAUUUCAAGUGAGGUGUCAUGUACAUCAUCAAAUGCAGUUAAAAAUGAUAAAAACAAAGAUGUUAGUGAUACAUCAAAAAACAUUGAUAAUGAAAGUAAUCCUGUUGAAAAUCUUACAUAUAGAGAAUUUGUCGAAGAUAAAAAUUCUGGCUCAAUAAAUUAUGAUAAUGAUUUAGAAGCAUGUAGUGGUUCUGAGCAAAGUCUUAACUUGCCUCGACGUUUACGUAAUAGAAAACCACCAAAAGUUUAUUGCAUUAAAAAAAUGGUUGUGAUCAUAAUGGAGAGAGGAAGUAGAUUUAAUUUUAUUGGCAAGCUGUUAAUAAAAGUGUUAUAUGGUUCUGUGAAAAUCUAUGGUUUCAUAAUGAACAAAUUGACCAAAGCUACGAAAGUAUAUUCUCCGCGAGGAUAUAGUAAUAUCGUUAUAGAGACUAACAAGGAAUUGUUGGAAGAUAGUAUUGAUGACGUGUGGAAGGCGCUUGCUGCAAAAGGCAUCAAUCGAGACUUUGAAAAUCAACUGCAGAUUGAUAUCGAUAACAUCCGACCGGGAAUGGCUGUCCUCAUAUUGCAGAAUUUCGAAAACACUCUGACACAUUUCUUGGAAACCUACUUUCCAUUCAAAUUAUUCCCAAAAAUGAAGAAUUCCUACUCUUACUCUUGGACAGAUCCUAAGCGAGCAGCGACAAUAUUACAAGCGAAUCUAUAUCUUAAUCAGUACGAUAAUUUUAACAAUAAAUUGAUUGUCGAUUCCUGUAUUACUCUAGAUGUUACAGAGAAGAUGUUGGAUUGUUGGUUCAAAAAUGAAUGGUGCUGUGCAUUGAUCGCCGGUGGUAAAAACGUUGGCAAGUCCACCACUGUGCGAUGUUUGAUUAACAGCCUAUUGCGUACGUCAAAGAAAGUAGUUUUGGUAGACAUAGACCCUGGACAAUCGGAGUGCACGCCAUCCAGCUGCAUUUCCUACAGCUUGAUCGAGGAGCCAUUAAUGGGACCCAAUUUUACACAUCUGAAAGUACCGGUCUACCAACUUUUUAUCGAUGAUGUAUCUGUCAGCCGUUGUGUCACACGCUAUUUGGAAGGCGUUAAGAUGUUGAUCGAGAAAUUAAAGGAAUGCCCUCUCUUAUCUCUCUUACCCAUUGUAGUUAACACAAUGGGUUUUACAAAGGGUCUCGGUUGGAACAUCGCAAUGUUCACGAUAAAAUUGAUCAGGCCAUCAAUUAUCGUACAAAUUGUGUCGUCAAAAAAGAAAAACAACUUCGAUGAUGUUUUAAGUGCCAAAGUUGUAAAUAAACAGGAAUGCUCGUGGACGUUCUGCGAUGAGAAAUUCAUUAAUUGGAACAAGCCGUGCGAACACGAUUUAUUUAUAAUGUAUUCUCAAGCGGAGACCGCCACACAAAAAAAGAAGUGGAAUAUGGAGCCAUAUCAGCAACGCGAACUUGUUAUGAUGUCUUAUCUUAGCGGUAUCGUUUACAACAAAACCGAUUCCGACCAGUACAAUUCGGAAAUAUCGCUUAAUAUCAGCGAAGUGAUACCGUAUAUGAUGCCUUUUUCUUCUUUAUGCAUUAUACCUCAACGAUUAUUCGGAGUACCUACAUCACACGCUCUAAGUGUCAUAAACGCUAAUAUCGUAGCACUGUGCGGUAUAGAUUUAACAGAGAAAGCUUCACGAGAAUAUACAGACAUUUCUAAUCUUCGAAUAUUAACGCAAAGAUCUCCUUUAUGUACAUGUUAUGGAUUCGGCAUAAUUCGAGGUAUCGACAUGGAACAGCAAGAAAUAUUCAUAAAUACACCAUUACCAAUAUCAAUCAUGCAGCAUGUUAAUUGCUUGGCGGGCUGUAUUCCUGUUCCGGAAUCAUUGAUACAAUUGUGUCAAGAUGUUCCUUAUGUCGGUGGAAAGGCAAAGCUACCAACGAGUCGUGAACCUCGCAAAGGAUACUUCCGAAUGAAAUAUAAAAAUAAACCGACUAAAUCAUAAUAAAUCAUAUGAAUAUACGAUAUCUUAUAUGUUUGAGCAUGACGCUUUAUAUAUACUUGUCAAUUUUUUAGAUUUAAAUGAAGUAAUUUUUUUUUUUAUUUUUAAUUUUUUUUAUGUCAUAUAUAAUAUCUUGUAUAAUAUACAUGAUAUGUAUAUAUGUGUAUCUCUGUAUACAUAAUUAUAUAAUUUUGGAUAAAACCACGCUUUAUGAAGAAAGCUAUUUAUGUGAAUUCAUAUUUUUAAAAAUUCACGUAAAUGUGAAUAUUUAAAAACGUGUUUUUAAAUGAAAUUAUAAUAUAUAUACAGAAUGAUAUUGACUGUGUCGAUAAAAGGAUGAAUUUAUGUAACAUCCAAAAGAAAGAGAAAUCACUAAAUAAUAAUUACUAAAAUCUAAACAAU